AUGAGCUGCGAGUCAGCCUGCGGAGACUGUACUGAUGACUGCAGUGACCGACCUCUUGUCGACAUCGAGGACUACGAAGCGGAACUGGCCAAGGUUCGGGCCAGGGCGAGACAGCUGGAGGAGACCAUGGCCAGGAUUCGCAGCGAGCUCGCGCCGCCCAAGCCGAAGCGCAAGCUGCGCUCCUCGGACUGGUUCAAUAGGAAGGAUGACCUGGCCAUGACAGCUCUCUAUGUCGAGAGGUAUCUCAAUUCUGGGCUCACCCGAGAGGAACUCAUGUCAGACAAGCCCAUUAUCGGGAUCGCACAGUCUGGGUCUGACAUUGCUCCUUGCAAUCGACACCACAUUGAGCUGGCGAAGCGAGUCCGUGAAGGCAUCCGCUCAGCUGGUGGUAUUGCUUUCGAGUUCCCUAUGCACCCUAUCCAGGAGAGCACGAGACGGCCGACGGCGACUCUGGACAGAAACCUGGCCUAUCUCGGACUGGUCGAGCUCAUGCACGCCUACCCCUUUGAUGGCGUCGUGCUCCUCACUGGUUGUGACAAGACAACGCCAGCAUGCCUAAUGGCUGCCGCCACUGUCAACAUCCCAGCCAUCUGCCUCAAUGUCGGACCUAUGCUGAAUGGCUGGGCUAACGGGCAGAGGGUUGGGUCUGGCACGGUGGUCUGGCACGCUCGAGAGGAACACGCCGCGGGCCGCAUCAGCGACGAUGAGGUCCUCGACAUGGUUGCUAGGGGUACGCCUAGCCCUGGCCACUGCAACACCAUGGGUACUGCGUCAACGAUGAACGCUCUGGCCGAGGCCCUGGGGAUGGCACUGCCUGGGUCCGCAGCAAUACCCGCCCCGUAUAGGGAAAGGUCGCAGGUUGCGUAUCAGACCGGCGAGCGCAUCGUGGGCAUGGUGCACGAGGAUCUGAGGCCCUGCGACAUCAUGACUCGCAGUGCCUUCGAGAACGCCAUCGUGGCCAACACUGCGAUCGGAGGUAGCACGAACGCACCGAUUCAUCUCUGUGCCAUAGCAAGACACGCCGGUGUGCCGCUGGAUCUGGACGACUGGGACCAGAUCGGGUUCUCGAUCCCUCUUCUGCUGAAUAUGCAGCCUGCUGGUGAGAUGCUUAGCGAAGAUUACUAUCAUGCUGGAGGCCUGCCUGCGAUCAUGGCAGAGCUGCUCGCGGCAGACAGGCUGCCGCAUCCUGACGCCAUCGCCUGCAACGGCAUGACGGUGGCCGACAAUGUGCGAGGGCGAUUUACCUGGGACCGGCAGACUAUCAGUUCGUUCAGCCACCCCAUCAAAGAAAACGCAGGUUUUCUCCACCUGACGGGCACGCUCUUCGACUCGGCCAUCAUGAAGACGUCGGUCAUCUCGCCUGUAUUUCGUGAGAAGUUCUUGUCGAACCCUGACGACCCAAACGCUUUCGAGUGCAGGGUCGUAGUGUUUGAUGGGCCCGAGGACUACAACGAACGUCUCGAGGACGCCGAGAUUGAUUGUAGGACGAUCCUGGUGAUGCGGGGCGUCGGGCCUUUGGGCUACCCAGGCGCGGCGGAGGUCGUCAACCGGCACGCGCCUGCAAGGCUGCUGAGAAAGGGGGUGCGGGAUUUGCCGUGUAUCGGAGACGGUCGACAAUCUGGGACGUCUGGAUCGCCGAGCAUCCUCAACGCGACGCCCGAAGCCGCAGACGGAGGCAACAUGGCGCUGCUGAGGGACGGAGAUGUGGUUCGGGUAGAUCUGAACAAGAGGCGUGUUGAUAUCAUGUUGUCAGAGGAGGAGCUCAGGACGAGGCGCGAGGAGCUUGAGACCAAGGGCGGGUACCAGGUACCCCCGAGCCAGACGCCGUGGCAGGACAUUUUCCGUCGCGAGGUUGGUGGGCUGAGCGAGGGCAUGGUCUUCAAGAGGGCUGUACGUUUUCAGCGGAUCGCACAGAGACAACCGGUUCCGAGGGACAAUCAUUGA
Molecule: messenger RNA, 1944 nt
Organism: Cryphonectria parasitica EP155
Lineage: Eukaryota; Fungi; Ascomycota; Sordariomycetes; Diaporthales; Cryphonectriaceae
Exons: 2
Coding region: 1-1944 (647 amino acids)
Molecular function (GO): hydro-lyase activity
Source: RefSeq, a predicted model, not a curated record